Molecule: messenger RNA, 699 nt
Organism: Neurospora tetraspora
Lineage: Eukaryota; Fungi; Ascomycota; Sordariomycetes; Sordariales; Sordariaceae
Exons: 1
Coding region: 1-699 (232 amino acids)
Molecular function (GO): protein binding
Source: RefSeq, a predicted model, not a curated record
AUGAAGUACCUUCUCGACCCUUUGAAGGUGAAGAGGCAGCUCGAACAACAGGGUUACUUUAUCCCUGUGUUCGAGUUCGCCGAGACACUCCACAACAUUGCCUUCGCAGCAAUGGGCAAGGAUCUUCCAUCCGAUGAGGUAUUGAGGCACAGCCAGAAGGCUCUGGAUUUGAUAAGCCAAGUUGAUGGUCAUACCAACGACCACACCCGCUUUCUCUUUUGCCGCGGCCUGGCUUUGUAUUUUGCGCACCGGAAUGCAGAAGCCCUCGCAGUUUUUGAGGGAGUGUACCAAACAUGUACCGGUACAUUCGGCGCCCUAAGCUCCCAGGCCCGAGAUGCUGGUUACGCAGUUGGGUUCUUACUAUACACCAUGGGUAGGCCUUCGGAGGCUCAGGCUUUUGUCGAAGGGUGUUUGAUUAGAGGUAAGGAGCAAGCCGGGCUACUUUGGCCCAAAGAAUGCCGCACGAGAGCUAAAUACCUUUAUUCCCUCAUCCUUCUCGCUCUCGGCAAUAUUGGGAGCGGGGAUAGGCUACGGGAUGAGGCCAUUCGGGAGCUGAAAGGCCACUUGGUAGCUGCUUUUCCAGGUACUCUACCUACGGAGCUGAAUGCCGCCCUUUCCUUCACCGACGAUCUGGUCGGCUUUGAAGUCUUUGGGUCUGUGGUUCCUUUCUUUGCUGGGAGGUUUGAUGUGUAUCACUAG